Anopheles moucheti is the source of this 449-nucleotide messenger RNA. It is a transcript of the gene Rpb10, whose product is annotated as DNA-directed RNA polymerases I, II, and III subunit RPABC5. Gene Ontology annotation, molecular function: DNA binding; zinc ion binding; DNA-directed RNA polymerase activity. The transcript is spliced from 2 exons. Gene Ontology annotation, biological process: tRNA transcription by RNA polymerase III; transcription by RNA polymerase II; transcription by RNA polymerase I. The record is from RefSeq and is a predicted model, not a curated record. Gene Ontology annotation, cellular component: RNA polymerase III complex; RNA polymerase II, core complex; RNA polymerase I complex. NCBI's taxonomy places the organism in Eukaryota, Metazoa, Arthropoda, Insecta, Diptera, Culicidae. The coding region runs from base 165 to 368 and encodes 67 amino acids.
UUUACCCACGAGUUUCAUUCCCGGUACGCUGCUUGAACAAAACGGCUGCUUCUUGCUUCGUGGAAAAGCUAAACCUGUUCAAAAGUUGAACAAUUAGACACAUCGUGCUGAUUGAAGCAAAUUCCUGCUACACGUAUACCUGUACAUAACGAGACGCUUCCAGAAUGAUCAUACCGGUGCGAUGUUUCACAUGUGGUAAGGUGAUAGGCAACAAAUGGGAAGCGUACCUUGGAUUGCUGCAGGCCGAAUACACCGAAGGUGAUGCGCUCGAUGCACUCGGUCUCAAACGGUACUGCUGCAGGCGGAUGUUGCUUGGACACGUAGAUCUGAUUGAGAAGCUGCUAAAUUACGCCCCGCUAGAGAAAUAAGAACGCUUCAUUUGUAAAUUCUCACAAGAGUGUGAAUACAUUUAAACAUUAUUAUUAACCAAAAACAUCGAUAACAGCCGC